UGCCCUAAUUUUCUGGGCGAUGGCGUCGUGAUCCACCGGCAAGGGGCAAAGAUGUUCUCGGCGCACAAGAUGUUUCGGCUGGCUCGAUUUGGAUCCGCCCAUCUCCUAAUGCGUGGCCGCAGCUUGUUCUUGGGCUUGGACAGGCACAGCCUCUUGUCGUGGAUUCACUCCUUCGUCAGGGUAUGUUGCCUGGGCAUUGUUUGUAUGAAUCCAGCGUCUGCCUCGCUGCUGAGCCAGUGAAGAACACGCAAGAACAAGAUCAUUUGUAAAUAGGCUGGAAGAAGAGGGAUAGCAUGGCAAAAUGGGGGCACAAAUGGAUGCCGUCACAAAGAUUUUGCGUUGCCGAUCGUCCCGCAUUGUAAUUUGAUCCUCAAUCACACCAUAAGUUUCUUCUUUCAUUUCUCUCUCGUUUCAAGAAAAAUCGAAUAGAAAGAUUCGCGCUAAGAUUCUCGUUUUGACUGGCUGGUCAAUCUGGUCGGUUUCCUUGUACGGAGAAUAUUUCCCAAGUGGGAAAGGAAAGUUUUAUUACUCAACUAGAACACGACAUUCUUUCACCCCUGUUUUUAGGGUUUUAGAAUGCGCGCUCUUGUAUUGCCGCCUUCUCAGGGGCCAUCGCCAUUCUUUCCCUCGACACGGCGCGCCGAUCGCAUUGGCGAUGGAAGGCUGUCAUGCGCCAGAAUCGGAUUCUCGGAGUACGCCGACAAGGAGGAAUGCAAGCUGCCUGGCGAGCUCGUGGCGCAGCUCAAAGCGGAGCGAGCGGAAACUCUCAAUGGUGCUUCGCUUCCAAGGAACUUUAAAGCGACAGAAGGCGUUUUUCAGCAAGGACGUCCACAGGAACCGGAUAACAAAUUAUCACGGUCGCUUAGAACUUUGAUACUAGACAACUACGAUAGCUACACUUACAAUCUCUUUCAGUUGCUUUCGAUAGUGAACGGAGUGGCUCCCGUCGUGCUGAAAAACGAUGAGUUAACAUUCCGUGAGCUCCAGCGCCUCCUAUACGAGUUUGACAACGUUGUCAUAUCACCUGGUCCUGGAUCGCCGGAUCGUUCUUCUGAUAUAGGUGUUUGUGUGCGGCUUUUGCAAGAAUGUCAUGACAUUCCCAUUUUGGGAGUUUGCAUGGGACAUCAGGCUUUGGGAUAUGCACACGGAAUGAGAAUUAUACACGCACCAGAGCCAGUUCAUGGGCGUUUGAGUGCUAUUCAACAUACACACCAUCCACUUUUCAGAAACAUUCCUUCCGGUUCCGGUUUUAAGGUCGUAAGGUACCAUUCGUUGAUAUUAGAGAGUGCUUCUCUUCCUUCGAGUUUGAUCCCAACUGCGUGGACAUUGUCUGAGAAGCCUGUUCCGUGUGGCCGAACAGUAGAGGAACGUAGGAGCUUGUUGGAAACAGAUGAAACUUUUGAGGCUACUUAUCACUCAAAUAGUUUGCUGAUGGGCGUUUCACAUAAAAAAUGGCCGCAUCAUGGAGUCCAGUUCCAUCCAGAGAGUAUUGCUACUGUACAUGGAAGGCAACUCUUGGAGAACUUCGCUGAAAUCACACGCUGCUUUUUGAGAGCAAAUUCACGGGUUCGAGCAACCACCGGUGCCUUGGGAAGGAUCGCGGAGACGUUCAAGCCAGUUGCGCGUGUCCCUUUAAGGCUUUGUUUUAAAAAACUUCGAAGCCUUGAAACUGCUGUUGGCGGAUCCGAGAAUAUCUUUCGUGUAGUUUAUGGCCGGAACUCAGUUGAGAACACUUUCUGGCUGGACAGCGCCACUGCGGACAAGAAUAGAUGCAGAUUUUCUUACAUGGGCGGGAAGGGUGGUUGUUUGUGGCAAAAGAUCACAUAUUGCCUGUCAAACGACUCAAGCCGAGGUGUUCUACGAGUUGAAGAUGUAAAUGGUGAUGUGUUUCAGAAAGCGCUGUGCGACGGCUUCUUUGAGUUUAUGAACAAGGAAACACAACGCUACAGCUGCAGAAAAGAGGAUUACCAGCAGCUGCCUUUUGAAUUUGUUGGUGGUUUCGUUGGCUAUCUUGGAUACGAGUUGAAAUGUGAAUGUGGUCCGUUAUCCAAUCGUCACAAAUCCUCUGUUCCGGAUGCUGCAUUUUUUAAGGCCGAUCGUUUCAUUUCUAUAGACCACUUGACUGGCGAUGUUUAUACAGUUGCUGUACAUGAAGAAACCAGAGAAUCCACUGAAGCUGCGGUAUCUUGGGUCGAACAAACAGCCGAGAAAAUUGCUGGUCUAAGUUCCAUAAGAGAUAACUCGAAGUGUGAGAAAAAAUAUCCGGAGCACUCGAACAACCUAACAAUCACAGAAAACUUCACUCUGUCGAGAACCAAAGACGAGUACAUGGACGACGUUGAAAGGUGUCUCAAGUACAUUGCCGAUGGGGAAAGCUACGAGGUUUGCUUGACGGCGCAAAUGAAGAGAAGAGCACUCUUCCGAGAUCCACUCGAGCUGUACUCCGUGUUACGCAGAACAAAUCCGGCACCUUAUGCUUCGUGGCUACACUUUGGCAACGAAGGCCCGUGUGUUUGCUCGUCAUCGCCGGAGAGGUUCCUCCAACUCGACAGGACUGGGACUCUAGAAGCAAAGCCGAUCAAAGGAACAGUUCCUCGCGGGAAGUCAUCUCUGGAAGACGAGAUGCUACGAUCGCAACUCCGAGAAAGCGAGAAGGACCAGGCCGAGAAUCUCAUGAUCGUGGACCUCCUACGCAAUGAUCUCGGUCGCGUUUGCACCGCGGGCUCGGUCCACGUCCCACAUCUGAUGGCGGUGGAAACAUACUCCACGGUUCACACCCUCGUGAGCACCGUGCGAGGCAAGAAGAGGGCCGACGUGACACCGAUCGACUGCGUAAAGGCUGCGUUUCCAGGCGGCUCCAUGACGGGAGCCCCGAAACUGAGAACGAUGGAGAUCCUGGACGCCGUGGAGACUUGCCCGAGGGGAGUUUACUCGGGCGCCAUUGGGUUCUUCUCGUUCAGCUCCUCGUUUGAUCUCAGCAUUGUCAUCCGGACGCUGGUGAUCCAGGGGGGAGAGAUCUCUCUGGGCGCUGGAGGAGCCAUCGUCGCGCUCUCGGAUCCGGAGAGCGAGUACGAGGAGAUGCUGCUCAAGGCGAGAGCGCCCACCAGAGCAGCGGAGAUCGCGAGCGAGGGAAUGGGAGAAAAUUGAAUUUGAAUUUAUUCCUGGAUAUAGGGUGAAUCUAAUCUGAUUCUCCUUCUUCUAGGGCUUUAGGCU
Molecule: messenger RNA, 3213 nt
Organism: Selaginella moellendorffii
Lineage: Eukaryota; Viridiplantae; Streptophyta; Lycopodiopsida; Selaginellales; Selaginellaceae
Product: probable aminodeoxychorismate synthase, chloroplastic
Exons: 15
Coding region: 577-3147 (856 amino acids)
Biological process (GO): L-tryptophan biosynthetic process; folic acid-containing compound biosynthetic process
Source: RefSeq, a predicted model, not a curated record